GAGAAGACACGAGAGGAAGAGCAGAGCACUGGGAGGACUGAGAGGACUGGGAGAAGAAUUAGGAGGACUGGGACUGGGACUGGGCGAUGGAGCGCAGCGUCAUCCGGCUGAGUCACUGUCAGAAGGAGAUCUUCUGCUUCUCGCUGCCAGAUGAGUGUCCGAGCUGUGGGGAGGAGCUGAAGGGGAUCCGCCUGCAGGAGGCGCCGGUCAGCCUGCCGUCCCCCCUCACCAACGGACACAAGAGCUCCUGCUGUCUGCUGGUCGCACCUGCACACGACAACCUGCACAGAGACUCUGACGGGGCGUCUGAUCUGCACACUGGGAUCUCCAACACCAAAGGUAGGACUCACCUGGACACUGGUGCUGAAGAGGACAGACAGGAGUCGUGUUUAACUACACUCGAGGAGGCGUCCGUAGAGACCAGACUGGAUGGGAGCGCUGCGUCAGCGUUCCUCUGGUCCGACCCGACAUGUUCCACCUGCUGGCCCAGUGGGACCAGUACCUGGACCGCUUCUCUAACGGACCCAUGUGGGACCCAGCCUGGCACAGUUUGUGAACAGCGUCCUGACAGCCGAGGGUCGCAGCUCUCUGAGCAGAGACGACUUCACUCGCAGCUUUAUCCUGCCGAGGAUGAGGAGGGUGUCCAAAUACACCACGCUGUACCAGCACCUCCAGAGACACCAGUACUACCUGGUGGACAGACAGGAGGACAGACAGGAGGACGCAGCAGUCAGCAGUUAAACCAGACUCAACACCACUGGAAGGAGUUUCAACCAAACUCAGCUCUGUUACCACAGAAACGGAACCCUGUCUCCAUGGUAACACUGAUCCUGUCCAACUAUGGUCUUCAUGGUAACAGCAACCCUGUCCAACCGUCGUCUCCAUGGUAACGCUGACCCUGUCCAACCACCUUCUCCAUGGUAACAACAACCCUGUCCGACCGUCGUCUCCAUGGUAACACUGACCUUGUCUAACCGUCGUCUCCAUGGUAACAACAACCCUGUCCAACCGUAAUCUCCAUGGUAACGCUGACCCUGUCCGACCGUCGUCUCCAUGGUAACGCUGACCCUGUCUGACCAUCGUCUCCAUGGUAACGCAGACCCUGUCUGACCGUCUUCUCCAUGGGAACGCUGACCCUGUCUGACCAUCAUCUCCAUGGUAAUGGUCUCUGAGGAAUCUGAACCCCCCCUGCUGGUCUGGUGGGUCUCAGGGACUGGGUGCUGAUUCUGGUCCUGGUCCAGUCACCGCAUGGAGCCUCACAGAGUCCAACACGGACGAAGUCUGUUUCUCAGUGUGUCUGAACGUCUGCACUAACACGCGUUUUAGCAUGUUUCUCUCAUGUUCAUAUGAACAUGUUCAGAUUUUCUCUUCAGCAGGUGGAAUAAAAGUUGAACUAUGAAGAUAAAAACUGUUUUCUGACAGAACAGCUGAACUUCUAGAUAGUCUAUACGCAUGAAAACAUUUAUUCAACAUGUUUGUUGGUAAAUCGUCUGCAAUGAAACCAGUCAAAUAAAUCUGAUCAUUUAACGAA
Molecule: messenger RNA, 1531 nt
Organism: Amphiprion ocellaris (clown anemonefish)
Lineage: Eukaryota; Metazoa; Chordata; Actinopteri; Pomacentridae
Product: MKRN2 opposite strand protein
Exons: 4
Coding region: 87-890 (267 amino acids)
Source: RefSeq, a predicted model, not a curated record